UUCGUGUUCCGGCCCGGCACCAUUGAGCAGGCGGUGGAGGAGAUCGGCGUGGUGGUGCGGCCGGUGGAGGACGGCGACAUCCAGGGCGUGUGGCUGCUGACCGAGGUUGACCACUGGAACAACGAGAAAGAGCGGCUGGUGCUCAUCACAGACCAGGCGCUUCUCAUCUGCAAGUACGACUUCAUCAGCCUUCAGUGCCAGCAGGUGGUCCGCAUCGCCUUAAAUGCGGUGGACACCAUCUCCUGCGGAGAAUUCCAGUUUCCCCCGAAAUCGCUCAACAAGCGAGAAGGUUUUGGGAUUCGCAUUCAGUGGGACAAACAGAGCCGCCCUUCCUUCAUAAACAGAUGGAACCCCUGGUCCACCAAUGUGCCCUACGCCACGUUCAUAGAGCAUCCAAUGGCUGGUGCGGAUGAGAAGACAGCCUCUCUGUGCCAAUUGGAAAGCUUCAAAGCUAUGUUAAUCCAAGCUGUCAAAAAAGCCCAAAAAGAGAGUCCUUUGCCGGGACAAGCCAACGGUGUGCUGGUCUUGGAGCGUCCCCUCCUCAUUGAGACCUACGUGGGAUUGAUGUCCUUCAUUAACAACGAGGCUAAAUUGGGUUAUUCCAUGACUAGAGGCAAAAUAGGCUUCUAGACGCUGCCCACAGGCAGAUCUGGGGACUCGGGGUGUCAGGCCAGCUCUGCUGCCCCUGGCAGGGUUGGGGCUGUUAACCUUUCGGGAAUUUGAGCGUGAUUAGAAUAGUCCAAUGAAUUCUAUACUCUAGCUGAAUCUUGGACAUCUGGUAAUAGGAGCUACAGACAAAAAGCAAAAUGAAUCUAGCUGUCCCUGUCCUGGCCGGUAUUCCAUCUUCUAGAACCUGUUUCCGUGUUUUUCCUGGAGUGUCUGCAUUUGGCUUUUCAUGGUCCUUCCCAGCCCAGCACUCUAGCAUGUUAAUAAACGUGUGAUCCCACUAGAACCUCCCUGCUAGCACUUCAACCGUGUAGAUUGUUCCACCCAGGGAGGUCCCUAAACCCCAGUGCCUGUAGCUGCAAAUACCUUUAUACUUGGUGUCAAAUUUUGUAUUUUGAAAUUUAAUUCAUUUUUUUAAAGCUAAAUGCAAAACAACCCAGACUGUUGAACUAAAGGAGAGACAGUCUGCCUCAUCAGCUCCUGAAUGAACAGCUGCUUUUGUGUAAAUAUGUGUUUGACCUAAAGUCACACUUUUUCUAAAAUUAUAUUGUGUUAAUACCUCUGGCAUCUUUCCCAGGCCCAGAAGUUUGCAGGAAGUCAUUUUUAGACAAUUCAUUAAUUUGAGAGUCACCUUGAUAUUCUUUGCAAACAAUAUGACAACUAUGCCUAGUCUAGGUUUGUAUUCUCAUACUCAUAUUUAAAAUGGGGAUUGCUUACUUUGCUUUUAAAGAAUGCCCUUUUAAAAAAAGGGACCGUAUUAGAUUCUCAUCUCCUAUGCUGCUAACCCCUGGCCCGGUGACCGCAGCGCCCACGCAGACCGGAGGCUGUCAGCGUCGCCCUGACCACGCCUGAGCCGUGGCGGCCCACAGAAGAGCAUGUCCAUGUGGGAACCGGGCACGCUACCCAUGCGCCCGCCCGUCCUCGGCUUGCUGGCUCGACCGGGAGCAUUGGUUACCAGCUUGAAGUGCUGGCUCACAGGUUUCUUCCUCCAUAUUUACAACUCUGGUGUAGCUUUAGUCGGCAUGGAUGUGCUCCAAAUGCAGCAGCCUAUGAAAAUCGAAAGGCUGCUUCCACACCACCUGGGUCUUGAGCCUUCGUUUUUGGUCUUGUAGUAAAGACAUUUACAGUCGAA
Messenger RNA from Leptonychotes weddellii (Weddell seal), 1798 nucleotides. RefSeq names its product tumor protein p63 regulated 1 like (gene TPRG1L). Gene Ontology annotation, cellular component: cytoplasm; synaptic vesicle. Lineage: Eukaryota; Metazoa; Chordata; Mammalia; Carnivora; Phocidae. The record is from RefSeq and is a predicted model, not a curated record.